AUGGGAAAACUCGGAGACUACCUCGAAGGCACCACCCGCACUGGGCUGGGCUGCAUGUUACUUGCCUCCGUCGGUGCAUUUUUGUUUGGUUUCGAUAACGGUUGGUGGGGAACCAUCCUCGGCGCAGAUACCUUUCUUCGACACUACGGAUCGUGCAAAACAACCGACGGUGUUGAGACAUGUAAUCUCUCCACGGGGCAGUUGUCUGCUGGCAGCGCAGUUCAGUCUGCAGGAAUGAUGUUUGCUUGCUUACUUGCGGUCUAUGUCAACGACUUCCUUGGGCGCAAGAGGGGACUUGUCCUGACAGCCAUCAUUUCUGUCAUCGGAAUCGUGAUCGAGUUGACCAGCGCCAUCGGAGAAAAACCUCGCUUUUCGCAAUUCGUUGUCGGCAAGACCAUCGCGGCGAUUUCGAUGGGCCUCUGUGCCAAUAUUGUCCCUAUUUACCUAUCCGAAACAUCUACAAACAAGGCAAGAGGUGCCGGCAUCGCUUUGUACCAGAACAUUCUUGUUGUGGGCGUUAUCACGGCAGCUGGUACCGUUUACGGCACGGCACAACUGACAACUGCUGCAUCUUACCUCAUCCCCUUUGCUCUGCAGCUUAUUGCGCCUGGCUUUAUGCUGGCAACUUCACCCUUCCUUCCUGAAAGCCCCCGUUGGCUUGUGACAAAGGGACGCCUCGAGGAAGCGAAGAUAGCAGCUGAACGAAUUUUCGGUACUCCAACAAAUGAUUUCAACGCCGUCGAAUACAUCAACGCGAUCGAGCUCGCGGUAGCCGAAGAUAAAGAACUCAACGCUGCAUCUGGUGGCUGGAUCGACUUGCUGCGCAGCCCAUUCCUUCGUCGUCUACUCAUUGCAAUGGGUAUGCAGUGUUUGCAGCAGGCACAGGGCUCCAGCUACAUGAGCAACUACAUUGUGUCCUUCCUACAGGCCAACGGCGUCAAGGAUGUUUUCCCUGCCAUCAUGGGAGUCAACGCGCUGUACUAUGUGUCCAUUCUUACUGGCCAUAUUCUACCUGACAAGUUCGGUCGUCGCCCGCUCAUCAUCUCGACAGCACUUUUCUGCGGCGUUGUGCUCCUGAUCGUUGCCGUCUUGACGACCACCGUGAACCCUCCGACGGCUGCCACAUCGAAUGCCUCUCUUGCGCUGAUUCUCAUCUGGCAAGUUGGAUUCGGUAUUCAAUCUACUCUGGUCUGGAUUACCACGGCGGAAGCGGCCCCCACCCGCAACAGGGAAAGGGUUCUGGCUGUGGCUGUCUUCAUUGGAUUCGGUGUCUCCUUGAUGAUUACUUCCGUUUCACCAUACAUCCAGAAUGAGGAUUAUGGAAACCUAGGUGGUAGAAUCGGAUUUAUCUGGUCUUCAUUCUCCUUCUUCACCGUCAUUUGGGUCUUCUUCUUCUUGCCCGAGAUGAAGGGUUUCUCGCUCGAACAGCUCGACUUCUUGUUCGCCAACAAGACUCCUACCCGCAAAUUCAAGUCGUACAAGUUUGGUCAUUCUGUUUUGGCUACCGAGGAGCUCAAGAAUGGUUCUCAGGAGGCUGUCCAGGAGGAAAUAAUCGAGACCGCUGGGAAGCUGAAGUAA
Clonostachys byssicola is the source of this 1578-nucleotide messenger RNA. NCBI's taxonomy places the organism in Eukaryota, Fungi, Ascomycota, Sordariomycetes, Hypocreales, Bionectriaceae. The record is from the annotation of a GenBank genome assembly.